Salvia splendens (bonfire salvia) is the source of this 687-nucleotide messenger RNA. RefSeq lists its product as uncharacterized. The transcript is spliced from 2 exons. The record is from RefSeq and is a predicted model, not a curated record. Lineage: Eukaryota; Viridiplantae; Streptophyta; Magnoliopsida; Lamiales; Lamiaceae. The coding region runs from base 1 to 687 and encodes 228 amino acids.
AUGGUGACAAGGAAGAGAAACGCCACGAUCGACGUGGCUAGUAUGUUCAAAGAUGUGGAAUUAAAGGUACCACUCUUGACGGCAUUGAAGAUGCCCCCGAUUAGCAAAUUCAUCAAGGACUACCUGGCAGGGAAGGUCAAUGAGGAGGGCAGAAUGAUUGCAGAUGAGAAUGUAUCCGCAGUGAUCCAGCGGAGUGAUCUCCCCUCAAAGAAGACUGAUCCGGGAAUGUUCACGCUCCUGAUUUCAAUCGGAGAUAUUCAAGUGGAGCACGCGAUGUGCAACUUGGGGCGUCUAUCAAUAGGAAUUCUGGAAGACGUGAUCGUGAAGGUGAAUAACUCUCUGUACCCAGCUGAUUUUUUCUUAAUCAAGAUGACAGAGCCGGCCGCAAGGGAGUCAAGUGGAGUCCUGCUGGGAAGGCCGUUCCUGUCUACGGCCAGCACUAUAAUAGACGUCCGUAAUGGGGCGAUAAGCUUGGAUUUCAAUGGAGAGCAGUUCACGUUCAAUAUUGAUGAAGCUAUGAAGAGACCAGCUGAUAGCGAAAAUGUGUACUCAGUAGUCGUGACUGAGCCAUUAGUGCAGGAGUACCUAGAGGAGGAAUUCUUGCAGAGACAGUUCACUGACUCCGCUGUUGACGAAGAAGUCGACAGAGAAGUUACAGAUUGGCACGAAACCAUGAAAGUUGGAUAA